This is a messenger RNA of Nannospalax galili (Upper Galilee mountains blind mole rat), 3461 nucleotides long. Its product is annotated as cytochrome P450 2S1. Gene Ontology annotation, cellular component: intracellular membrane-bounded organelle; cytoplasm. The record is from RefSeq and is a predicted model, not a curated record. Gene Ontology annotation, molecular function: oxidoreductase activity, acting on paired donors, with incorporation or reduction of molecular oxygen, reduced flavin or flavoprotein as one donor, and incorporation of one atom of oxygen; iron ion binding; heme binding. Lineage: Eukaryota; Metazoa; Chordata; Mammalia; Rodentia; Spalacidae. The transcript is spliced from 9 exons. The coding region runs from base 219 to 1721 and encodes 500 amino acids. Gene Ontology annotation, biological process: xenobiotic metabolic process.
CUAAAUGACCUCGGAGAUCCGUUCCUGCGUUUGUCCAGGACUUCAAGCUGGCGGUCGUAGCCUGGGAGAAAUUUGGGCGCGGGGAGAGACGCCUGCAGUAGGCUACCCCGCCCCCUCCGCCUGAUUUCUUUGGGAAGGGAGCGGCCCGGCUCCCCGCCCCUAACUGGCCCCGCAGCCGAGGAGCGUCUGGGAGGUGGCGAAGGAGCCAACCUGCAGCGAUGGAGGCGGCCGGCACCUGGGCGCUGCUGCUGGCGCUGCUGCUGCUGCUGCUGCUGACGCUGGUGCUGCCCAGGACCCGGGCCCAAGGCCGCCUGCCCCCGGGGCCCACGCCACUACCGCUCUUGGGAAACCUCCUGCAGCUCCGUCCUGGCGCGCUGUACUCCGGGCUCUUGAGGUUAAGUAAGAAGUAUGGGCCUGUGUUCACGGUGCACCUGGGCCCCUGGAGGCGUGUGGUGGUCCUGGUUGGGCAUGAGGCUGUUCGAGAGGCCUUGGGAGGUCAGCCGGAGGAGUUCAGUGGGCGAGGAACAUUGGCAACACUGGACAAGACUUUUGAUGGUCAUGGGGUUUUCUUUGCCAACGGGGAGCGGUGGAAACAAUUGAGGAAAUUCACCCUGCUGGCUCUACGGGACCUGGGCAUGGGGAAGCGAGAAGGCGAGGAGCUGAUCCAGUUGGAGGUGCAGUGUCUCUUGGAGGCCUUCCGGGAGACAAAAGGACAUCCAUUUGACCCCUCCCUACUGCUGGCCCAGGCCACCUCUAAUGUCAUCUGUUCUCUCAACUUUGGCCUGCGUUUACCCUAUGAAGAUGAGGAGUUCCAGGCUGUGGUCCAGGCAGCAAGUGGUACCCUCCUAGGGAUCAGCUCCCCAUGGGGCCAGACCUACGAGAUGUUCUCCUGGUUCCUGCAGCCCCUGCCAGGCCCCCACACAGAGCUCCAGCGCCACUUGGGCACCCUGGCUGCCUUCGCUGCCCAGCAGGUAGAGCGGCACCAGGGGAACUUCCAGACCUCAGGCCCUGCAUGUGACAUUGUUGAUGCCUUCCUGCUGAGGAUGGAACAGGAGAAACAAGACCCAGGUACAGAAUUCACUGAUAAGAACCUGCUGAUGACAGUCACUUACCUGCUGUUUGCUGGGACAAUGACCGUCGGUGCCACCAUCCGAUACGCCCUCCUGCUCCUGCUGAAAUAUCCUGAAGUUCAAAAGCGAGUUCGGGAGGAGCUGACCCAGGAGCUGGGGCCUGGCCGGGCACCAAGCCUGAGUGACCGUACCCGCCUCCCUUACACGGAUGCAGUUCUAAAUGAAACACAACGCCUCCUGGCUCUGGUGCCCAUGGGAAUGCCCCGAGCCCUCACAAGGACCACUUGCUUCCGAGGAUACACCCUGCCCCAGGGCACUGAGAUCUUCCCUCUUCUUGGCUCUGUCCUGCAUGACCCCGAGGCCUUCCAGAAGCCAGAGGAGUUCAACCCAGACCGUUUCCUGGAUGCAGAUGGCCACUUGAGAAAGCUCGAAGCAUUCCUGCCCUUCUCUUUGGGUAAGCGCAUCUGCCUAGGAGAAGGCCUGGUGCGCUCCGAGCUCUUCCUGUUCUUCACUGCCAUCCUGCAGGCCUUCUCCCUGGACACCCCGUGCCCGCCGGACACCUUGAGUCUCCAGCCAGCUGUCUGUGGCCUUUUCAACAUCCCCCCAGCCUUCCAGCUGCAGGUCCAGCCCACUGACCACCACUCCAGAUGAAGGAGGGCACUAGGGAGAUGGAAACCACCUGGAAUGAUGCGGCCUCAAGGGUGGGCGUGGACCACCAUGGUCAUGGUCCUACAGUUGUCUCCUAAAGUUAGUCACACACACAUUUGACCCAUGCAGCUGCCGAGACCCACAGCCACACACCCAUACAUACAAGGCAACUGAUGCAUACACUUUUUUUGGAGAGGACUGUCUUGCUAUGUAGUUCAGGCUGGCCUCAAACUUGUGAUCCUCCUGCCUCAGCUUCCUGAGUGCUCGGAUUACUGGUGUGAACCACCACGGACCGCAUAGGCUUUCAGCCUUCGUAAAUGCAGUAUGAUACAUCCAGAAUCACAAGCAUAUAACCAGGUACCUCACCAACCCAUCCACCACACAAUCCCUAUGCUCACAACCGAAUCCAACUGCCACCUCCUCAACCCACCCGAGCCCACCCGAGUUCAGAGCUCUCACUUCCUCUUCAUCCAUCACACUUAACAUUACUGUCUCUGGGUCCUCGCCACACAGAACAGCAUGCCCCAGCUGGGGUGGUGUCACAGCCAAAAGACAUCCCUGUCCACUCCCAUGGAUGACCUCACCACCAUCCAGGCACAUGAGCACCCCUAUCCAUGACAGCCAGACCACGCAUGACUCUGUCUUGGCUCUUCCAAGUUUCUUCCCACUGAGACACAUCACAGCUGCAGAAGAAUUGUUCCUGGCCACCUCUACACCUUUAUCCAUUAAACACACUUUCCAACAAAGACUCCCCAAAAGUACAUGCUUUCCAAUCUGUAGUUGUAAACACAGACCUUGGAUACAUGAGGACCAGUGGACCACAGAAAAAGUUUCUUUGUUGUUUAUGAAACAUUUUAUCAGGGCUCUGCUCUCAAACACAUACUGACCCACAGUCAUCCCUACUCUGCAUCUAAGUCCCCAUUGCAGUGCUGGAGACAGAACUUAGUGGUAGAGCACUUGCCUAGUAUAUUUGGAAAGGCCCGGGUUCAAUCCCUAACACUGCUCAAAAUAUAAAAAUUUUUUUAGAUCUCCAUUAGAUCCCCUGGUAGAGCUAGAUGAUCUAAUGGGGGCCAAGUUCCAACUUCAGUAUGGGGAAGAGGCCAUCUCUGACCUCUUUGUGACUUGAAGGUCCUCAUUUUGCAAUAAAAGUUUGUUUCUGGUCCCCAGUCUGGCCCAGGGCAGGGCCUCCUAUGCUGGUAUGACCCAGUCUGUCCUAGUGAGUAAGAGGUGGGUAUGGGGGAGCCCACCCCUCCCAUGAGGCUGGGCGGGAGCUGAAAAACAUGGCCACCGCCCACCCUGGCUGUUGACAUCGGGACCAGAUGUGAAGCUGAGGAGGGAGGGAAGGGGAGGGACAAGGCUGGGCUGUCUGCUAUCCUGCUUCAGGGAUCAGGGAAAGCCUGAAGCCAGCAACAGAGCUGGACUCUGGGAAUUCUCCAACUCUGAAAGCAGCUACUAACACACAGGGACCAGCAACACAGAGCACUGCCCGGCUCUGACCUCUUCGACCAUCCCUUCCCUCCUGCCUGCCCAUGAAAGAAACCAUGAGCACCCAUGUGUUGUGACCACACACACACACACACACACACACACACACACACACAGAGUCCCCAUCACCCCAUUUCAUUUACUAACCAUCAACACGGCCUGCAGAUGUAGCUCAGAAGUAGAGCACCUGCUUAACAUGUAUAAGGACCCUGGAUUCUGCCUCCAUCCCUGUUAAAAUUAAAAACAAAAUAACCAGUA